CGGGCCUGGGAUUGCGGGCGGUGGGAGACGGGCAGCGGGCGGUGGGCGACGGGCAGACAAGCCUCGGGCAUCGGCGGCAGUUGUCGAGGUUCGGGCCCCGGGCCGAUCGUUCGUGAGACAAAUCACCUUCUAGACGGCUCGUGUGAAGAGUUGCUCCAGUGAUAACAUGGCCGUACCACAGCCGUCUGCAUUAUCUGGCCUGGAUGCACAGCAGACUCUCUUGGCUACAGUCGGUGGAAAUGUACAGAAAUAUACAGUCAAGAAGAAGAAGAUCCUCAAUGCAGAAGAGCUGGAGCUGUUCGAGCUCACACAGGCAGCUGGUGUUGUUAUGGACCAGGAAGUGUUCAAAAUAAUUGUGGAUCUGUUGAAGAUGAAUGUGGCUCCAUUGGCAGUUUUCCAGAUGCUGAAAGCUAUGUGUGCAGGACACAAAAUUGCAGAGGUAUCCUCAACGGAAACACCACUGACUACAGCACAGAGCAGCUUGGCAGACUCCAGAGUGAGAAAUAAAUCUAAUACCGCUAUCAGUGGCACACAGACCCAGACAGAGCGAAGCACCGCCCGUGAAGGAUGCAGCCAGCGUAUGUCGCGGCAGCCAAGCGCCACUAGAGUCCCCAAGGGCAGCAGUACUGGGAAAGCUACUGGAAGUAGUAGCAGCGCACACACAGCAUCUACCCAGUAGACUGACUGUGUUGUUGGGGAGAGGGAAUUUAAAACAGGGGUACUGUAUUUGUACUGUAUUUGUUUCUUGCACGGUCUAAUGAUACAGGCUGCCUAUUUAGAGUUUCUAAACAGCUUGUCUACAUGUCCCAUCCAGCAGAUAUUGUGCCAGAAGCAAAUUGUGAAGCAGAAACAUCAGCAAAGAGAGCCAGUUGGAGACCGAAUUUGAGAUUUAAUAUGUGAUGAAAUUUUCUGAUGUUUUGAACAAAAAAAAUAAAACCACCCUUGUUACAUAUUAACACAAUGCAAAUGCUGAAACUGAAAACCACAAUAACAAUAAAAAUUGAAAACCAAGCAAUAAAAUUAAUGAUAAAACAGGACAAUGUCUGUAAAAGGAAAAAUUGCAAAACUGUUCCAAUUAAUGCAGCUCUGGAUUCCUGGGAGGGGAAGUUCUUAAAAUUCUGCACACUGGAGAAAGUCAUAAUAGAGUCAUUUCGAGGGAACCAACAAAGAAGUCCCCCAAAUCAUGCCCAAAGCCACAUAAAACCAGAAUGACAGCCUCCUGGUGAACAUGUUUCACUAAUUUCUUAAUGUUGUUUUCACUAGAGAUUCAUUGUUGCCUCCAAAUCUAAUAGCCACAUUCCCCAAUGUGACUAUUAUACAAUAUUAUCCUUCCCAACAAUUGCAUCUGGAAUUCAUGUCUUUCCAUCAAUGCUGAUAAACCACCCAUUACAUACAGAGCUUAUCCAAGAAUUUAUCCUGCUGCCUAGAUUAUAGUUUAGACCCUAAACUAAGGGUACUAAAAUACACCUUGAUAUUGUUAAUUUUCCAUCUAUCAAUAUCAUUGUACACAAGAGUCUUAUUCCUAGCAGUUAUAUAAGAUUUGGAAUCUUCACACCUAUCUCUAAAUCUGCUUUGAAACAAAAUGAUUCAAUGAGCCUUGUACUCUUACUUGUACCCCAAUAUGAAUUGCUCACAUGUGACAUUGUUGGCUAAGGCGGUACAACUGUGUUUAGUUUAUUGUCAAGUGUACCAAGAUACAGCGAAAAGCUUUUGUUGCGUGCUAACCAGUCUACAUAAGACAAUAUCUGAUUAUAAUCGAGCAAUCCACAGUAAACAGAUACAUUAUAAAGGGAAUAAUUAUCCAAAUAAAACCCACACCUUGCAUCACGAUCCAAUGAACGAAAUAAAACAUCCACCACUGCAUUAAAUAAAAUAGCAGCAAGUGGGCUCCCAAGCAUAGCCCCUUUUUUUUUAAAGAUUUGUGAUAUCUUCUUACUGUAUAUAUGUGUGGAUUUCUGUCUUGCCUUCUUUCAUUGUUAAUAUGUUCAAAUAAAGGUCCAUCACAAGACCAA
This is a messenger RNA of Leucoraja erinaceus (little skate), 2012 nucleotides long. It is a transcript of the gene mzt2b, whose product is annotated as mitotic spindle organizing protein 2B. Gene Ontology annotation, cellular component: spindle; centrosome. Lineage: Eukaryota; Metazoa; Chordata; Chondrichthyes; Rajiformes; Rajidae. The record is from RefSeq and is a predicted model, not a curated record. The coding region runs from base 167 to 679 and encodes 170 amino acids. The transcript has 4 exons.